AUGUCAGAAUCACGCCCAGAUAGGCACCGAAAGUCAGCACAGGCUUGUCAAAGGUGCCGAAGCUCAAAGCGCAAGUGCGAUGGUCGUAAACCUCGCUGUGGUACAUGCGCCAGACGUGGAUCUUGGACGACUUGUGUAUUCGAUCAAAGCGAUGGUAGGACAGGAAAGAAGGCACGGGAGAUUGCCGCACUGCAGACCCGCGUUGCUGAGCUCGAGAGAGAGAAGGCUAACGCAAACUUUCCACUAUCGAUGGAUCCCCUCAUGCAACUGUCGAGCGAUGCACGAGAAAUAAUUUCUCCGGCAUUUCAUUUUGAUUCGGAAUUUGCACCUCAUGGCCAACCCACCAGUAAGGAUCAGCCAGCAGUGAUGACUGAAAACAGAUUCUUGUCUCGCAAAAGUAAAAAGACAUCUGUAGACGGGAUGGGGACAGUUGGGAAUGAUAUCAGCUCGGCAGCAGCUGGCGAGCAGUAUUUUGGGGAAUCGAGCACCGUGGAAUUUGUCAGUCAAGUGGAGAAAAUCAUGAAUCUCCACAUGUCCGAAGAACUCCCAAUAUUUGAUACAAAUCUGCCCAUUCAAACAACAUCUUAUUCGAGCAUUGAGGAAGAAAUUAAUGAUGGCUAUAUUCUCCCUAUGAGGACCGAAGCAGAUGGACUCAUUUCCGCUUUCUGGGAUCGCGUUUAUCCCAUCUAUCCUUUGUUGGAGAGAUGUAGCUUUGAAAGAGAAUAUGCAAAGCUUUGGCUAUCGUCGGGGUCACCUGAAAGUUCCGAGUACCAUAUUCGAACAACGCAAAAUCAUGUGCCGGGAAGUCGAAUCUUUCAUUGUAUCUUGAAUAUGACAUUUGCCCUUGGAUGUCAAGCAAAAAAGCAAGAUGAUAGGUCAUGGGUGUUCUGGCAGCGUUGCAAGAGGCUGUUAGAGUUGAAUUUCGACAUAUUCAAUCAGGGCAGCAUUCCAAUGGUCCAAGCCCUGCUGUUAAUGGGUAUAUACUUACAAGGCACGAAACUGACAGAGGCUUGCUGGAACCUGGUUGGAGUGGCCAUUCGUCUUGCCCAGGGCCUAGGUUUGCACCGGCCAAUUCCUUCCAACCAGCGAAGAAGUGUCAUUAUGCCCAAUUUUCAACACAGAGAAUACUCCCGAAGACGAGUCUGGAUGGGCUGUCUUUUCAUGGAUAGGACACUAUGCGUGACAUUUGGCCGGCCGCUGAUUAUACCCCUUGACAAGUCCGAUUGUGUAAACAAAUUAUCGACAUCUUCUUUGCCCCAAGGGCUUUCAUUCGAUGAAAAUCAAAGCUCACUUUUUUUCGCUCAUGCCUUUCAGUUACAGUCUAUCCUUGCCAAGGUUAUCUACGUUUUGUACGACGAGGACAGCAUCUCCAGUCAAAAAGAAAAACGAAGCAUUAAGGAAGCAUCUAACGAGCUCCUCACGCUAACUGAACAGAUCGAGGAAGGUGAUUUUCGGGAUCUGUUCCAAGUGGAAGAGGAUCUUGAAGCUUGGAAAGAUGACCUUCCUGAUUUGUUGCGGCUUCCAAUGCUUCAUCCGGGACAAAUUCCCAGCUCAGGAUGGAAUAGGCAUGCAACAAUAUUACAAGCAAGGUUUCUAUACGGACGUAUUUUGGUUUUUCGGCCGCUGUUGCUACGCCAGUUAAUUUUAUGUCGUUCACCGUCCAAAAUCGACGAACAAGGUGGGAUCAAGGGAAAGGUCCACAAUGCUCUCAUCUCUCAUGCUUCCAAUGCGUGCAUACAGUCAGCUUGUGAUUUGAUCGCAGUGUUUGUGGCCGCCUCCGGUUUGGACGAUGCCUUACUUCCCGAACCAUGCUAUUCGAUUUUUUACCUCUACACUGCUUCAAUGAUUCUUCUUGUCGGGCACAUCUGUGAUAUAUCCUCAGGAAGUGGAGAAAAUAGAGAAUACCUGUCAAGGAAGUGGGAAGAAAGCUUAGAGAACCUCAAGCUAUACCAGCACUUACAUGAAACCGCCCAAACCUGUAUCAAGCUUUUGGAAAUUGGCGAAAAAAAGUUUCUACGUCGUGCGACAGCAGAGGGCAGCUUGUCAUCUUGUGGUCUUGUCAGCCAGCCGCAGCAGAUUAAACAGGCCCAAAUGGAACAUAGGCAUUCCUCGGCGGAGUCCUUGCAAACUGAAAACAUCAACAGCACUGUCGUCGAUUCUUUCUCAAUCAACGAUAUCGACUGGAACGAGGUGCUUGACAUGGCACGCUUUGGAACAGCGCCUUUUGAUUUCUAUUUUCAAGAGCCAAGACUUUCGGAUUUAGAUCCUUUGUCCUACCGCGGCUAUUAA
This is a messenger RNA of Talaromyces rugulosus, 2289 nucleotides long. RefSeq lists its product as uncharacterized. Gene Ontology annotation, cellular component: nucleus. Gene Ontology annotation, biological process: DNA-templated transcription; positive regulation of transcription from RNA polymerase II promoter by galactose. The transcript is spliced from 8 exons. NCBI's taxonomy places the organism in Eukaryota, Fungi, Ascomycota, Eurotiomycetes, Eurotiales, Trichocomaceae. The record is from RefSeq and is a predicted model, not a curated record. Bases 1 to 2289 code for a protein of 762 amino acids. Gene Ontology annotation, molecular function: zinc ion binding; DNA-binding transcription factor activity, RNA polymerase II-specific; RNA polymerase II cis-regulatory region sequence-specific DNA binding.